This is a messenger RNA of Hypoxylon trugodes, 1572 nucleotides long. RefSeq lists its product as uncharacterized. Lineage: Eukaryota; Fungi; Ascomycota; Sordariomycetes; Xylariales; Hypoxylaceae. Bases 165 to 1361 code for a protein of 398 amino acids. The transcript has 2 exons. The record is from RefSeq and is a predicted model, not a curated record.
UCAGCCCAUCCGUCACUUUCCCAUCCAUCCUUUACCAUCUCCCACCCGCGACUUUUUUUUUCUUUUCAGCCUUCGCCGAACCACGCGAAUCACGCGAAAUAAAGAUUUCUAUAAAAUCACCAUCAAUCGCGUAUUACCUCAUUUGACAAGCUAAAAUAGCAAAGAUGUCGCAACAACAGACAGCUCCGAUGCUCAUCAACAUCCCUCCCCCACCGUCUAAUCCGGAGACGCCUAGCGAUAUGCCUGGCACUCCAACCAGCACCACAACCUCCCUAUCCGCCCUCUCCACAACCGCCAUCAAGGACGGCCACCGCGGCAACGCCUUCCACGGUCUCGGAGGUCCCCGCGGGCACCAACACCACCAAUCAACCAACAGCCUCGAAGCCGAGCGCGCGGACCGCAUCAGCCGACUGGCCGGACUAGAACGUGUAUCCACUCUCCGCGCCCCGAACCAGAACCAUCAAAGCCACAGCCCGGGUAACGCAUACUCGCCGCAGACAACCCCCACAUCGGCAACAGGCCAACCAGCAAACAGCGCCGCACUGACACCGGCCUACUUCGACUCGAACGGACAGCCGGUAGCAGUGACUAAGGUGAGCACGGUAGGCACAGCGUCCGCGACGGGUAGUGUCGGCGCGCGCACGACAGCAACAACAGAAACUGAAGGUGGAGAAACCUACGAGAUGGACGCCGAUCUAACCGAAGUCGACGAGGAAGAAGACGGAAGCAUGAGCAUGGAUACUAACUACCGCGCCAUGGACGUCGAUUCUACCUCCGGCGCUAUCGAUCCUAUGGACGAAGACUUGGCGAGCCGCUCUGUGGGUGGUUUUGAGGAUCGCAUGAGUGAUGAUGGGACGGCGAGUCUUGUUGGGUUUGGAGAGGGUGCCAAUUCUACUGUUAGUGGUCCGAUUUACCACCGUCGACCCCUGCCUGGUACGGCCGGUGCUACGGGCGUAUGGGGCUUGGAGAGAAGUAGUUCCGGGCUGAGCCAGGAGGCUUCUAUGCGUACUCGUGAGAUGCGUGAUGUUGGUAACGACACUCCGAUCAGUGCGUCGGCUGCGGCAGAGACGCGUCAGGCCAAGUAUGUCGAUGGUGUUGCUGUAGAUGGUGGCGGCCAUGUUGGUACCUCUGAUGACGACGUAUUCGUUGACACCACAACGCGAGGACCCGUUCCCGUUCAACCUGGUCAGCCACGAACUAGCGCCCUUAGAGAAGGUGUAGGCGGGCCGGCGACGCGAGAAGCUGCCGAACGCAUCGUACGAGAGCGUCUUGAUGGUGGUGAAGGUGGACGAGCACCUGUUCUAGGAAACUCCAAGGAUGGUGACAAGCUCGGAAAGUUCUACUUUGAAGAGAAGAAGUAAAGCCUCAGGGCACGUAACGAGCAGGAUAAGGGCUUACAGGGAGUUGUUCUUCCCCCACCGCCCUGGUUUGUUGGUUGGUAGUUUAGGAGUUCUAUUGGCGUAUGCGGAUUAAAAACCACUGGAUGAAUGAAGCAGUGGAUGGCAGUAGUUUUUUUGUCCCACGUAUCUAUCUCUUCGCCAGCUGGUGGGGGAAGACACAUACUCUCGGACA